GGGUUUCGUUCAGGUCGUGGAUGCAUUGAUCAUGUGUUCACCCUUCGUCAGUUGUUGGAACACCGCCACACGUAUUGCAGGCCAACGAUCGUUGUGUUUCUUGAUAUUAGGGCUGCCUUCGAUUCGUUGGACAGAACUGUGCUCUGGAACUGUCUGUUAGAGAGAGGUGUACCUGAGAAAUUUGUUAACAUCUUGAAAGCCCUAUACAGAAACACCUCAGGUAGAGUGAGGGCAUACAACCAACUAUCACCACUGUUCCCAACCAACAGUGGGGUUAGACAGGGUUGCCCAAUCUCACCAUUUCUCUUUAACUUUGCCAUCGAUGACAUUCUGGAGUCAGCUCUGAAGGAUGUGCGUGAAGGUGGUGUAGAUCUGCUACCUGGAGAUAGACUUUUCGACCUCGAGUAUGCAGACGAUAUCGUCUUACUGUGCGAUAGCAUGCAGGCUGCCCAAAUCGCACUCAAUCAGUUGGCGAUCAGUGUCUGUAAGUAUGGUAUGUGCUUUGCGCCGUCUAAGUGCAAAGUACUGUUACAAGAUUGGCAGGAGCCUGUACCUGCACUCACUCUUGCGGGUGAACCGCUUGAAGUUGUCGAUAAGUUUGUGUACCUAGGUAGUUGUGUGAGUGCUGGCGGAGGGGUGACGGAUGAGAUUUCCAACCGUAUAAUGAAAGCUAGGGUGGCAUACAUCAACUUGAGCCACCUCUGGCGCCGUCGCGACGUUAGCCUGGCUGUCAAAGGUCGGGUAUACAAUGCUUCGGUGCGGGCUGCGCUGCUCUACGCCUGUGAAACCUGGCCUCUCCGAGCUGAGGAUGUGAGGCGACUCUGCGUGUUCGAUCACCGCUGUCUCCGCAGGAUUGCUUGCGUUCGAUGGCAUCAUCGCGUGAGUAAUUCUGAGGUUCGGCGGCGUGUGUUUGAACACAGUGGAGAUCACCAUUCAUUGAAUGUCGUCAUCUGGAAACACCGGCUCCGGUGGCUUGGACAUGUGCUGCGAAUGUCACCCCAGAGGCUUCCGUACAGGUCUCUGUUCGCUAGCCCUGGGACGGGUUGGAAAAGGCGGAGAGGUGGUCAGCCCAUGACGUGGCGUCGUGGGAUGAAGGAUAUUUGUGCUAGAUUAGCAUCGGUUGGUGUGUCACGACUCCCUGGUUGGGGUCUGAGAGAUAGCUCAAAUCGAUGGCUCGAAACGUUAUCGGAUAUGGCCAAGAAUCGUAAUCAAUGGCGAAUGUGUUGCGAUUUCCUUCUUUCUUCCAUUCCCGAUGAUAGUUAACGAACACUGUUUGAACCUGUUAAGAAUGAGUGUUUUCCUUCCAGAUGAAGUUCAUUAUUCGUUCUCUACUUAUAUAUAUUUUUUCUUUUCCUGUCU
Molecule: messenger RNA, 1359 nt
Organism: Trichobilharzia szidati
Lineage: Eukaryota; Metazoa; Platyhelminthes; Trematoda; Strigeidida; Schistosomatidae
Source: the annotation of a GenBank genome assembly